CCUCAAGGAUAACAAGUAUCUGUAUGGAAUAACCUGCUUAUUAUGUGUGUUUUACAGCAAUAUUCACACUUUGCAUUACUAUUUGUUUGAUUAACAUGUAAUUCACAAUUCCUUCUAAACUCAGGCUGUUUUCAUGUAAAAAGCGGCAAAAGGACAGUGCUGUUUACUGUUCAGCUGGACAUAUAGAUAAUAAACACGACAUGCCGUAAAUCACAGUGGAAUCCAACCAAUCAGGAGUGUGCGUGAGGAUGCGCGCGCCUCUCGAUAGCGGAAAUCACGCAGCAAUAACUUCCUCAACACCAACCCCAAACUUUUGAGACAAAAUGCCGUCUUGCUGUGUGGUCGGGUGCAAAAGUCGGGACUUAAGAAACAGAAAACUUACAUUUUACAUAAUACCAUUAGAGACAAAACGAAGGAAUUUAUGGCUCCAAGCGAUUCAACGAGUGAAUGGAGACGACUACAUCCCGGAAAAAAAUGCCCUAAUCUGUGGCGCUCAUUUCGUAUCAGGGGAGGUAUCCAUGGAUCAUGACAAUCCGGAUUUUGUGCCUUCUGUGUUUACAUACUCAAAUAGGAAACCGACCGCACAAAAAGUAAAAAGAAAACAUGGCAGUGAGUGUUAUGCAUCCAGUGUGGGAACAAAUAAAGAAACCCCUCUGCCUGACGGUGAACUCUCAGAAGUAAAAAAAGGACCAUCUACUCCCUCACUUCCAAAGGAAAUAAAAAUGGUGAGUGAGGAAGAGGAGAUGGAAAAUGGAGUCAUUAAUAUUAAAUCAGAAGUAGCAUCCAGCCUUCAGUGGACAUCGCUAUCACAUGAAACAGCAGCUAUACUAAAGCUAGACACAAGAAGACCCGUCAUUCUUUUAAAAUCUGUACUUAACGGAGCAGGUGUAUAUCAGUGUGACAGCUGCAAUCGAAAUUUCACUGUUGUCUCUCAAUUCGUAAAACACAAACAGCAGCAUGAUGAAGAACGGCCUUUAUCCAAUGAUGAAGACGUGUCUGUUCCCUUUGAGAUUUCUGAAAAGCCCAUCAAAAAUGAAGCUUUCACUGAACAUAUCCUCACAGAUGAACAUUCCUUUAAGUGUAACAUGUGUGAACGCUCUUUUCCUACAAGCCAUAACCUUAAGCGUCACAAACUGCUCCAUCUUAAAGAUGGUAGGAAGUGUGGGCAGUGUGGUGUACUGUUCUGCCGGCGUCAUAGUCAUAUUUUAUUCCGGCCACAGGCAGUCCCUAAAAAUGAUGUGGAGGAAGAUGCAUCUGCAAAUGAGACACAGCCUGUAAAUGUUCAUCUCACCCCAGAAAACAGUCAGAAGGUUGUUGAGCCUAACCCAAAAGCUGAGUUUGCUGAUAAAUCCCAUGAUGCUAUGAACCAGAGUGUUUCACCCAUGUCCUCAAAACCUGAACCUAUAGCUACCAUCUCAAUGUCCAAAACUACAACCAAAUGCCCUUUAACCUCAUUCCUAAUCCCUGACCCCAAGAUGCUCGACCCCUCCCGUCCACCUUCACCCACACUGAUCAGGUACAAUAGAAAAACUCCCCCCUAUCACUUCAGUCCAAAUCCAAUAAACUAUCAUAAACAUUUUGUACAGCCCCAUCUACCAGUGCUUCCUGAACUCCCACCUUCAUUACAGAUGUUUUCACCCCAGUACCUUACAUCAUCAUUUCUUGAGGUUAAAAGGAAUUAUGCAUGUAUUUUUGGCAAACUUCCGACUGUGAAUGUUAUAAAGGAGGAGCCAUGUGCAUUACCUGUGGUUACUCCUCCACAACAGCAACAGCAUAAGAAAAUCAAAAAGGAGACACUUGAGACUUAUGACUGGAAAAUUGUCCGUUGAUAAACAGCUGGGAGAGAUUUUUAACAUCAGUGUGUUCUGUAUUUGUUUUAGUGUGUUUUAGUAUUAUUGUUAAAGUGUUGCAUUAUGUUCCACUGAUACGGUUCAAAACCCAUGCUUUGCAUUUAAGAAGAAGUUCUGUCAAACGCCUUUGUGUGUUUGAUGCUUGAAUGCUCAAUCUAAAAGAUAAGCUCACUUGGAAUGACUCCCAUAUUUGCCCUUGGAUAUGUUAAGGCUUUCCAUGAUUGAUAUGUAUAUGCAUUACUCUAUGAAUAGUAUGACUUUCAGGAGCUACUCUGUUGGAAAAAGGGUGAAUAUUUCCAUUGCACAGUAGCAGGAUUGUCAUUCUCCUGCCUUUCACGCUCUUCAUUAUUGCUUUAAAAAUCUCUCUCACUGUAAAACAACAAACCCUAAACUAUAACUAUAUCCUAAAAAUGGCAAGUUUUUCAAAGAUGUCUUUUUAUGUCAUUUUUUGUCAGGAGUUUGUUAUUUUAAUAUCUCAAUGUGCAUACUUGUGCACAUAUUGAACCAAAACAACUUCUUUCCUCUUCUUUCUCUCGUCCUGUGCUCAGUACUCCCGGAGAACUGAGCAAAUAACCCAGAUAACUUUUACCCUUAUUCCAGAACUUUAAGGGAGGUGCCAGACCAAUCGCCAGUGAUGGCAGAGCGCUAGUGAAGUCUGGAGAUAAAUCUGGGCUAUUUUGCAAGACUACUUUAUGUACUCUGAAUGUAUUGCACACUAAUCUUUGCUACCUCUAUUAUUUGGCUUUUAUGCAGUUCAGAUCAUUUUAAAACUGGUGCAUUUCUAAAUGGGAGUGUUCACACUCACAAUGCUGCUGUUUUAAUUUUGUGAGUGUUCUAUAGUUAAUACACUGUCACUUUUUAAUCACUGCAGAGUUAAAAUGCUAUCUAUUUUGUAAAGUAAGCAACACUGUUCUGUAACCAAGAUGUGUCUGGAUUUAUUAAACAGUGCCUAUCGCCUCUGAACUGCAGGCUGUUCCGUACUUUACAGUUUGUGGUGUAGUGAUCAUUUUAGAAUGUGAGCAGUGUUAUAAACUAAAAGGCCAUGAAUACCACAAUCAGACAUCGUUUCUAAAAUAAAACUUGUGCUGAAUUAAGUUUUUCCCACUUACAUCAGCUACCUAGGGCCAUAUUGACUGUUUUAUAUUACCUAAAUGUAAUCAUGCAGAAAGUGUAGUUUUGUUCUCUCAAAUGUGUUUGAAAGUAUUACCAGUUUCCAUUGGCUUGGGUGUAAUAAAAUCUGAAAAACAGAUUUUUUUUUUCCACCAACCAUAAAACAAACAAAACUGUAGGACAUUAGAUGAGUCUCUAUUGGUCUGACAAUGACCCCUUAGACCCAUUGAAGAGAAUUGUUGAAGAUACAGCUUUAUCUUCACUUUAUUGUAGGCAAUUUUCUAUGCAUUGUACUCACUGACUGGAGCUGGGAUGAUCCUGAAAAUGUCUUCCCCCAUGUUAUAUAGAGCUGAUAAGUCUGUGGUUGCACCUAACCUGUUAAGAGAUUUAGAGUAAUUUCAUUUUUUUCAUACAUGUUUUAGCCAGGUGUAUCCAGACGUCUCUAUGGCCAUGUCAAGAUAUUUUGGACAGAGGAAAAGUAGAUGAAAUGAAUGUCCAAACUACUGUUUUUCCCAAAUAUCUGUAUUAUAACUAAAUUAUUACAGAAUAUUUUCAUCUUUUGGCCUUUUCAACUGUUCCAGAUCAUAGACUUCCAGUUUGGCCUGAUGGUGGCACUAUAGCAGUGACCCAAAAAUGUCUUGUUUUUCUUGAGCUCACCUCUUACCACUGUGUCAUACUACAUAUUUUUCAACUUUUUGUGGAAACUCCCACAUAGCCCCAUUUAAAAAAAAAAAAAAAAAAUCAGUACAUUUUAGUAGAACCAUAUUUA
Messenger RNA from Sphaeramia orbicularis (orbiculate cardinalfish), 3729 nucleotides. RefSeq lists its product as uncharacterized. The record is from RefSeq and is a predicted model, not a curated record. Gene Ontology annotation, molecular function: DNA-binding transcription factor activity, RNA polymerase II-specific; RNA polymerase II cis-regulatory region sequence-specific DNA binding. The coding region runs from base 324 to 1829 and encodes 501 amino acids. The transcript has 4 exons. Gene Ontology annotation, biological process: regulation of DNA-templated transcription. NCBI's taxonomy places the organism in Eukaryota, Metazoa, Chordata, Actinopteri, Kurtiformes, Apogonidae.